Molecule: messenger RNA, 3041 nt
Organism: Crotalus tigris (Tiger rattlesnake)
Lineage: Eukaryota; Metazoa; Chordata; Lepidosauria; Squamata; Viperidae
Gene: KMO
Product: kynurenine 3-monooxygenase
Exons: 15
Coding region: 511-1923 (470 amino acids)
Biological process (GO): quinolinate biosynthetic process; L-tryptophan catabolic process; NAD+ metabolic process
Cellular component (GO): mitochondrial outer membrane
Molecular function (GO): NAD(P)H oxidase H2O2-forming activity; FAD binding; kynurenine 3-monooxygenase activity
Source: RefSeq, a predicted model, not a curated record
GCUGAGGUUUCAGCAAGCAAACAACUUUUAUUUUGAUCAAAAUAGAGUUGGGUGACCCCAUCUCUCUUCGUGGCUGGUAGAGAGAUGAAGGCAACAACCAGGAAAGAUGUCUUCCACUUUUUAUACCUUUCCAGAACAAAGAGAUCUGAUCUUGGUACUAGGCAAAACUCACUUACCUGUCUUGCAUGGCAACAGAAAUUUUGAGUUCAGUUAUGGUUGUAAGUUGAGGAUUACCUGUAUAGGCAACAGAUACCCAAGUUCAGAUUUAAAUAUCUUGUCUUGGAGGCAGUGGGGAAGGGGUAACCUAUCAUUCUACUGCUGGAAGUUGUAUUACAGAAUGAACAACCGAAGAAGAACUGAUGUCAAAAUGUCAUCUGCUUCAGCAAAAUCUGGUUGGUCAUAGAACUGAAGGGAGCCUCCUCUUUCCCCUCCCUUGCAAAAGAUUUUCUGCUGAAUGCAAGAAGAGGGUACAGACUCUCUUUGCCUAGUCAAAGGAGAGACAUUCAAACCAUGGAUUCUCCUAAUACACAGAGAAAAAAAGUAGCUAUUGUUGGGGGAGGAUUGGUGGGUUCUCUAAGUGCUUCUUUCUUUGCAAGAAGGGGAUUCCAAGUAGAAAUGUAUGAAGCAAGAUCAGAUAUCCGUAGUUCAAGUGUAACUCGUGGCAGGAGCAUUAAUUUGGCCUUGUCUCACAGGGGACGGGAAGCUCUCAAGGCAGUUGGAAUGGAAGAUCAGAUUGUGUCUAAAGGCAUCCCCAUGAAGGGAAGGAGAAUUCACACUUGCUCAGGGAAAAGGUAUACAAUUUUUUAUGGAACAAAAAGCCAGUAUAUUCUCUCUAUAGAUAGAGCAAAUUUGAAUAAGGAGUUAUUAACUGCUGCUGAGAAGUAUCCCAAUGUUAAAUUAAACUUUGAGCACAAACUGCUUCACUGCAAAGUAGACUCAGGGCUACUGACCUUUUCAGGAUCAGACCAAAUGACUAAAGAGGUCACCUGUGACUUAAUUGUGGGCUGUGAUGGAGCUUUUUCCACAGUUAGGAAGCAAUUUAUGAGACAAACACGGUUUGAUUACAGCCAAGUGUAUAUUCCACAUGGAUACCUGGAACUGAAAAUUCCUCCAAAAAAUGGAGAUUUUGCAAUGGAGGCAAACUAUCUUCACAUUUGGCCUAGGAACACAUUCAUGAUGAUUGCACUGCCAAACCUGGAUAAAUCAUUCACCUGUACGCUCUUCAUGCCCUUUGAUGAUUUUGAAAAGCUUGCCACAGGAGAGCAAGUGCUGAAUUUCUUCAAAACUUAUUUUCCAGACUCAAUUCCUCUAAUAGGAGAGUGCGAACUGAUGCAAGAUUACUUUGUGCUACCAGCUCAGGCGAUGGUGUCGGUGAAAUGCUCAUCAUAUCACAUUGGCUCUCAAUGCAUGCUAAUGGGAGAUGCUGCACACGCCGUUGUACCCUUUUAUGGCCAAGGCAUGAAUGCUGGAUUUGAAGACUGUCUAGUCUUUGAUGAGCUGAUGGACCAGUUUCAAAAUGACCUCUGUGUUUGCCUUCCAAUGUUCUCAAAGCUAAGGGUACCUGACGAUCAUGCAAUUUCAGAUUUAGCCAUGUAUAAUUAUAUAGAGAUGCGGGAACGUGUGAAUUCAAGGUGGUUCAUUUUCCGAAAGCAUAUAGACAAUUGGCUCCAUGUAGUCCUGCCUUCUAUCAUCAUUCCUCUGUAUACUAUGGUGACAUUCUCCAGAAUCCGAUACCACGAAGCUGUGCAAAGAUGGAAAUGGCAGAAUAAGUGUACAGCCCACAUAACUCAUUGCUGUCCUGUGUUUCAUUUGCAAGAAAUCUGCACUAUCCCAGCUACAUCAACAACACAUUUUGACAGAAGAUGCUGGGGCUUUUCUAAGAUUGUUUUACCACCUCAUCUUCGCUUCCCUCCCAUAAGAUAAUCAUUAUGGCUAUGCUUGGAGUUAUCUAAUUCAAUUGUUUCUGCAUUUUUUUUUUUAAAAAAAUCAUAUAAUGCCGGUAUUCCAUUCUUCUCAAGUUCUAGUAUGGUGAAAAAAAAUAAAGUUGUUGGUUGGAAUCCAGUUAUCCAUUUCUGCUAGAACAGUUUCAGUAAUUGCAAUAGGAAGGCAGUGAUUCUCUCCUCUGUAAUUAUCUCCCUGUGCAUCCUCAAAAUAUGAUCUGAAAUUAUCUCCCUGUGCAUCCUCAAAAUAUGAUCUGGAGGCUCUUUCAUGUUUUGUGGCAACAGUGAAAUUCAGUUUGCAUGAUAUUAGUUCCAUUCAAAGUUCUAAAUCUCAAUGUCAUGCUCAAUGGAUUUUAAGGUAGAUAGUUCUGGGAGGAUGGUAAGGUCAUCAGGUUAGCAGGCAAAUGCCUGGAAAAUAUGGUGGAAAAACAUCAAGAUCAGGAGAGUUUUCAAGUUCACAGAAGUACUCCAAGAAGAUUAAAGGAUGGGCAGGCAAAUUCUCAGAAGAUCAGAAGACAGUGGGCCAGUGGGAAGGCACUGGGAAGAUUAGGAAAUGAGCAGGUCAGUGAGACAAUCCUAGAAAGAUGGGAGGCAGCCAAGCUGGUAAGAAGAUACUAUGACGAUUGGUUGGUGAAAGGGCCAGCAGGAAUAGGCUGAGAAGAUAGCAAUAACAAUAGCCCUUAGACUUAUAUACUGCUUCACAGUGCUUUAUAGCCUUCUCUAAGUGGUUUGCAGAGUCAGCAUAUUUCCCCUAACAAUCUGGGUCCUCAUUUUACCCACCUCAGAAGGAUGGAAGUCUGAGUCAAUCUUCAGCUGGUGAGACUUGAACUGCCAAACUGCUGGCAGUCAGGAGUCAGCAUAAGGAGCCUGCAGUACUGCAUUCUAACCACUGCGCCACCAGAUGAGGCGGGGGCCAAAGGUGUAAAGAAUAGUGGAGCAGAGAGCAUGUACUAGGGAAAUUGGAAGUACAUUUGAAUCUGUUGUAAUUCUGAUUACAUACCUGAAUCUCAUAUACUAUAUAAUUCCAGUUCUCUUGCUUGUCUUUAAACUUAUGAAGAUUCUAUCUAUUCAUAUUUAAGGGAAAAUAAAAUUGAUACCAAA